ACGAAGACGUUCAAAAAUCUUGUGAGAAGGAUUCAGAUAAGGGCAGCCAGGAAAGAAAUGAUUUCACGGAGUCCACCACGUGCCUAAUUCCCCUAGCUAGAGUCCGCCGAAUCGUCAAGAAAGACCCGGAAAUCAAGUCAAUUGCAAGUGAUGCAUGCUUUUUAAUCGCUAAAGCGACUGAAAUAUUCAUAGAACACUUGGCUGUGCUCUCCUAUGCAGAAAUGAAAAAAGCUGGCCGAAAAAAUAACAUCCAAUACAAGGAUUUAUCAAAAGUAGUCAAAGAAGUGGAGGAAAUGGAAUUUUUGAAUGAUAUUAUUCCGGAGCAGUCAGAUAUAUGAUGUGGUCCACAAUUAGGGAGCCAUAUAAAUUCCAUCAAAGAUGAUACUAUCUGAAUGUUGGAGACUUUUUUGCAGAUCACCAAGCAGUUUUUUUAGGUAAACAUAAUUACAUCAGGAAGCUAGAUGUCCUCCGAACUGGGAAGGGAUAGCUUGUCAUAGAAUAAAAAAACUUAUAAAAAAAUAUGAAUGACUAUCAGAGUCAUCCCAAUCGCUUAUAUAAGACAACUCAGCAAAACUUUGCGCCCCCCCAUGCACAGCAGUAUCAGGCACAACAGCAAUGGUGGCAAACAUCACAGCAGCCCGGAUUCACUCCUUCUCAAGUUGACAACACUCAAGGUUGGGGCAAAUCAUAUGAGCAGGUACCUAGCACUUCUAACGUACCUCAUUCCACGCCAGGCGGAGGGUAUGGUCAAGAAAGUCAUCACGCAUCCAAUUCCUAUCAUAUGGAAUACGAUGCGCUCAAAGGCGGAGUGCCCUUCAUCAAUAGCCCAAUUGCCCAAAUAGGAUUUCAGCAGGCGUCAAACUUUGUUCAUUCUGUCAACCAUAGCUAUGUAUCAAGGUGGCUUGGCUCUCUGAGAUAUUAUUUCUCUGUCAACAACAGCUUUGUGUUGAAAAAAUUAUGUUUGCUUUUGUUUCCUUUCUUACACAAAAACUGGUCGAGAACUAUAGUACAACCUGUUGACCGAGACAUAUAUCUGCCACCUAGUUUAGAUAUCAAUGCACCAGACUUGUAUAUCCCUAGCAUGGCUUUCAUCACAUACGUCCUACUAGUGACAUUAUUCAUGGGACUGUCCGAGUCUGGAUUGAAACCAGAUGUUCUCGGUGUUACUGCCACAUCUGGACUCUUCAUGCUUAUGAUCGAAGUUUUACUCGUUAAAACUACAUUUUACCUUAUCUCGUGUCCAAUUGUUCCUAUUCUGGAUAUUUUAUCUUACUGUGGAUACAAAUUUGUCAACAUCUGUAUAAUGUUGAUAACUCGAAGAAUACAUCCUGCUGUAUUCUAUGUAUUAUUCUUCUAUCUUUCUGCAUGCAAUGCAAUCAUCAUGAUGAAGACACUAAGACUAGCCUUGCCACAUAGCAUCGAUGAACGGCACAGUACAAUGCGUAAUUACUUGAUAUUCAUCACAGCUGUUCUGCAAAUUGUUCUAUCAUUUAUUCUGUGCUACAUGCAUAAAAUAUAGUUAUAUUAUUUCAAUGAAAAAUCCAACUAUCAUAUGGGGAACAUAAAUUAAAAAAACGGUUUGAUGUG
Messenger RNA from Schistocerca gregaria, 1587 nucleotides. RefSeq lists its product as uncharacterized. Gene Ontology annotation, cellular component: endoplasmic reticulum-Golgi intermediate compartment; COPII-coated ER to Golgi transport vesicle; endoplasmic reticulum membrane. NCBI's taxonomy places the organism in Eukaryota, Metazoa, Arthropoda, Insecta, Orthoptera, Acrididae. The coding region runs from base 521 to 1519 and encodes 332 amino acids. Gene Ontology annotation, biological process: endoplasmic reticulum to Golgi vesicle-mediated transport. The transcript is spliced from 5 exons. The record is from RefSeq and is a predicted model, not a curated record.